Halichondria panicea is the source of this 2482-nucleotide messenger RNA. Its product is annotated as T-complex protein 1 subunit beta-like. Gene Ontology annotation, biological process: protein folding. The transcript has 11 exons. The record is from RefSeq and is a predicted model, not a curated record. Gene Ontology annotation, cellular component: chaperonin-containing T-complex. The coding region runs from base 1678 to 2253 and encodes 191 amino acids. NCBI's taxonomy places the organism in Eukaryota, Metazoa, Porifera, Demospongiae, Suberitida, Halichondriidae. Gene Ontology annotation, molecular function: ATP binding; ATP-dependent protein folding chaperone; ATP hydrolysis activity.
GCCUAACCGUUAUAAAAGCGAAAACUCGGCCUGGGAUCGAGGCUAGCCAGUACUGUACUUUGAGCAUGGGAAUGUAGUAUAAAAUAAUUAUCCGCAUGCGCAUUUGGGUUAUGGCUAGUGUAACAAGAAUUCAUUUAUUAAUCAUGAGCAUGGAGAUGCAAUCAAUGAAUCUUAUAUCUGGCACCCCCCACGCAUGCAAAGGGAUGUGUAUCAAGUCAGAAAAACAAUAUGGCUGCUGCUGUGUCUACUGCAAGUGAGGAUAGUAUUGAGUUUAGAGCUUUUACUGAACUAUACCACAAACUCACAAAUGGGAUCAAGUCUGGUUUGAUGGAUGUGUGCCUUCCAGCCUUCUCAAAACAUCUUUUUCCCCCUGAAGUGAAAAGUAAAGUACUAGAUAAUGCUUCACUUUUAAGCAUUGAACAAAGGGCCAAUGUUAUGCUGGAAGCUAUUCACAAUCUGAUCAAGAAUUGUCCAUCCGUGUACGAUGAAUUUGCCGACAUUUUGGUGACGAUUCCUUCGAUGAAAUACUUAGCUGAUGCGAUGAAACAAAAGAAAGAAACACUAGCCAAUUCAAUGGACAGAAGACUGAGCUCUUACUUGAUUAUACCAAAUACUACAUCAGCACGCCUUGAUUCAAGGAUAGUGGAACUUGAUUCGACCGCAGUAAGAGACUUAGUAGUAACAGAUUUGGAAGUCUAUCCUGAUCCAAUGGAACCUGUUGUGGAAGAGAGAACAGCUAACAAAGUUAACUGGAGUGAUUGUGUAGAGCUAGCCUCGUCCCCAUGCCCAGCACUUCCUCCAAGGCCUGCGGAGAGGGCUAAUGUUGCAGGGCCUGCCCAGACUGUGCCAACUGAAGAUCAGCAAAGACAACAGUCUCUUUGGGAGCACUUCAUUGAAGUGAUUAAAAGUCUCUCUCGUUGCACUAAAGUACUUUUGUUUGGAAUUUUUUUCGCUUGCUUAUUCCUGAUAGUAUUUGGAAUCACUGCAAUAGGAUUUGGAAUUGAACACUUGAAUGGUUUUGUGUCUUGCAACACACCCGUCUAUCCUGGAGUAUUCUCCAUCAUAUUUGGGAUGUUACUCCUCUUUGCUGCUCUUACACUCGGACUAUCGUACACGAGCACAACACUCAUCAUUGAGCUUGGCUGGAUUGAAGACAACCAAGAAGAGAAGCUACGAGUACCAGUGUUUUGCAUGGCAUUAGGAUUCGUUUCCCAGAUGUUUGGAGCAAUUUUAUAUAUUAUUGAGCUUGUAUAUUCCUUUGUAUUGGCUACGUAUGUAUACAACUUUGAUGGGUAUGCAGAGCAAAAUCCAGAUGCAGUUUGCGAGGGAUCGUUUUAUGGACUUUUGUAUGUGGAGUUACUUCUCAUUCAGAUACCAUUUUUCGUAGCUUGUAUCAUUUUUAUUAUUCGAAGCAUUGUUCUGGUAGUUUUGGCAGUAUAUAGAAAGUGAUAUUUGUGUGGUAAACAUUGUGCGAUUCAAAGUAGCCUCGAAUCCAGGCCGAUUAAAAUACGGCCUGGUCUCGAGGCUAGAUUCAAAGCGGCGUGAUUUCAAAGCCUCCGAGCUCGUUCUUUUGUUUCCUCUUUUAUUACCUCUAAUUUAGAGUCUAAAGGAGACCUUCUCCACGUGGUCGCGAGAUUCACUAUCACAGCUAUACAGUACAGUCUAGUCUAUUGAGCUAUGGCGUCUCUCCAGCCGGUAAAUAUAUUCCAGAGAGGAGCAGAGGAAGAGCGAGCAGAGACAGCAAGGCUGUCCUCGUUUGUGGGUGCUAUUGCCAUCGGCGACCUCAUCAAGUCCACCCUCGGACCAAAGGGAAUGGACAAAGUGCUUAUCUGCAAUGGUCCCCAUGACAAUGGUAUCCAGGUAACCAACGACGGAGCCACCAUCCUCAAGAGCAUUGGUGUGGACAAUCCUGCAGCAAAGUAUACGAUUAUAAUAAUAAUGGUAACCAACGACGGAGCCACUAUCCUCAAGAGUAUUGGUGUGGACAAUCCUGCAGCAAAGGUUCUAGUAGAAAUCUCCAAGGUUCAGGAUGACGAGGUUGGAGAUGGUACUACCAGUGUCACCAUGCUAGCCUGCGAGCUGCUCAGGGAGGGGGAGAGUCUGAUCUCACGAAAGAUCCACCCUCAGACGAUUGUGAGUGGGUGGAGGAGAGCGGUGGAAUGUGCACGAGAGGCACUCACCAAGGUUGCCAGGGACAACAGUGCCGACACUACCAAGUUUGAGGAGGGUUUCUACUGGCUUACCUCAAUCUGAUGGAUUACUGUCAUGUCACGGACCUGGGGAUAUCACAUGUUAGUCACAUGACCUCGCUGCAAGUACUGACUCUGAGUAGAACUAAACUGACGGAUGAAGGAAUGCCGUGUCUAAUGGCAUUGACUGGACUUCAUGAGCUGAGUCUGGACAACACGCUGGUGACUGAUGCUGGAGUCAUGUGCCUUUCGUCUCUCACUCGAUUGGACGUACUCAGCCUCUCAGACACUAA